This is a messenger RNA of Aspergillus japonicus CBS 114.51, 921 nucleotides long. RefSeq names its product 5'/3'-nucleotidase SurE. Gene Ontology annotation, molecular function: nucleotidase activity. Bases 1 to 921 code for a protein of 306 amino acids. The record is from RefSeq and is a predicted model, not a curated record. The transcript is spliced from 2 exons. Lineage: Eukaryota; Fungi; Ascomycota; Eurotiomycetes; Eurotiales; Aspergillaceae.
AUGCAUUUCCCCGUCGCUGCCCUCACGCUCCUGCCUCUCUCCGCCCACGCCAUCAACAUUAUCUCGUCGAAUGAUGAUGGUUGGGCGGAGAUCAACAUCCGGCAGCUCUACGACUCCCUCACCGAGGCAGGCCAUUCGGUGGUGAUCUCCGCCCCGGCUGAGAACGAGAGCGGCACUGGACAUAAAAUAAAAGGCUCCGAUGACGGCACCCCGACUGUCCUAACCUCCGCCUGCGAAUUCGACAGCUGCCCGGCCGGCAGCCCGGCCUACGGCUCGAACGCGACACAACCGCGCUUCAACUACGUCAACUCCUACCCGGUCACGUCGAUCAAAUACGGGAUCAACACGCUGGCCUCGACCUUCUUCUCCGGCGCCGCCCCGGACCUCGCCGUGACGGGGCCCAACGUGGGCUCCAACCUCGGGUGGGAGGUGUUUUUCUCUGGGACUGUCGGCGCGGCCACCUACGCGGCCAACACGGCGGGGAUCCCCGCGGUCGCGUUCUCGGGCGCCACGGGCGCGCAGACGGCGUGGAACGUCUCGGCCGUGCCCCUGUACAGCCAGGUGUACGCGGCGCUGGCGACCAAGUUGACGGAUCAGCUGAUCGCGGGCGGUGCGCCGUACCUCCCGGACAAUGUGUGGUUGAAUGUGAACUUCGGGGCGGUGACGGACGGGGGUAGCUGCGCGUCGGCGGACGAGUUUAGCUUUGUGUUGUCGCGGAUCCAUACGGCGUUGCCGUUGAUUACGGCCGAUGAUGUUGAGACGUGCGGGUCGACGCGGUUGCCGACGGAGACUUCUGUGGUGGACUCGGAUGGGUGCUAUGUUAGUGUUUCGGUGGGGUUGGCGAGCGAUAAGCUCGAUGCGAAUGCCACGGUGCAGGGUGUGGUGUUGGAGAAGUUGGGGGAUUUGUUGACUUGUUUGUAA